Marchantia polymorpha subsp. ruderalis is the source of this 1638-nucleotide messenger RNA. Lineage: Eukaryota; Viridiplantae; Streptophyta; Marchantiopsida; Marchantiales; Marchantiaceae. The record is from the annotation of a GenBank genome assembly.
UCAGUCGACCAUGGGAAGCAUGGCUACGGCUGCUGCUGCGAAGAAUAUAUUGUUUUGACUGUCGUCUGUUCGUCGCAUAUUGGAUCGACAUUGGACAGUCGAAAUGGCUGGAGUGGCUGGAUCGUCGAAAGAUAAGUACCGUGUGAAUGAGUAUGCCACCGAAUACUCGUCCAACUAUUGCAUCCACAAGGAAUUGUCGCUCAAAGAUCUGGACAAGUACAUGACCUAUACGGCCCCGAAAGCUCAUCCAGCUGAUUGGAACGUCGUUCGAAGGAAGCUCGUCGUGCUCGAUCUGAACGGCAUUCUGUGUCGAAUUUCUGGCGUCAAGAACAGACAGACAGAUUUUGAUAAGGUUAACGUGAAAGAGGACUGGAAAAAUCAGACUCUGGCGCUCAAAGUGCGACCGGACUUGUACCAGUUCCUCUCGCUCAUGCUCGAUACCUGUGACAUUGGCAUCUGGACGAGUAGGAAGUUAUACAACUUCGACCAGUUGUGGACAGCUCUGAGGGAUCUCAAAUGUGUCCCCGACAGAUGGGCAUUUGAGGGUGAAAGGAACUUGAAAGAGAUGCAAGCGUUUUCCAGAAACCCAUUCAGGCUAACGCAAGAGAACUGCGUUCCCAUCGAGGUGGGAACUGGUGAUGGAGGAGUGCUGUGGACGAAGCCGGUGAAGGAGCUGAGAGAUAUAUGGCCCGGGAGCGAGAGGGACAUACUUUUCGUCGAUGACUCGGUCGAGAAAAUGAGUUUGAACCAUCCAUACCAGGCAAUUUAUCCACCCAAGUGGGAAGUCACGAUGACAGAGGACAGAUUUCUGCUCGGUGCUCUGUAUCCGUUCAUCAAGAAGUGGGUCGAGAGUAUCGAACCCAUUUACUCGUUCGUGGAGAAAAAUCGUAAAAUGGUUCAGAGUAAAGACCAUAUUCCGGAAUUGGCCAAGUUUUGGAGACCUGUAAACUCGAAAUACCGAGACUACCUAUUUCGUGAUUGUCUCCACGUCGAACGACCCGUGUUCUUGAGAUGGUUCGACGAAGAAUGUCAGAAGCAAAAAACUGCGGCGUUGAAAGCUUAAGCUUCCUUCGCUCCGAUUUUGAUUCAUCAACUUCCCUUCCAUCGCCAUUAUCAUUCAUCAUUCAUCAUUCAUCAUCAUCAUGAGACUGACUAAUUUUGUUAUCAUCUUCUACUGACUCAGUCUCACAUUCACCUCUUAAUCCAUCGGAUGGCAGACGAUAUUUUACGUAUGUUCAGAUGCACGCACGAAUCCAGUCCAAUAAUUAUCAAGCUCUGCCAAUGAACAAGAUGACUCGGCGAGCAGAUAUAUAUGCACAUGUGCUAGUAUUGUGAACGUGUGAAUAGGUGAUAAUGAGGAGCGCACAGCUGCUAACAAUGUGCUCGAGUAUGAGUUCCUUCCUCCUUUCUUUUAUCAGUUUACCUCGGUCCCGGUCAAACGUGCAGCUCACACCGUUUUUGAUCUCCAUAUCUACACUGACCUUGAUUACGUGCCCAGUCAACUUUCUCCUCGAUGAUGCGAUGGGUUGAAACUCUUUUGCUCUCACAUUCAGAUCGAAAAUGUCGCCAUAGUUCCGGCGCCAGCAGAUUCUUCUAUUCGUGUUACAGCUCAGAUAUGGAGAGUGAGUGUUCCCGACU